CUUCAAAUUGUAGGGAUCGACAUUCAUCGAGAUACUCCGGUUGAGCUCCUGCACACGUACCUGCUGGGACAAGAUAAGUAUGUGUGGCAUUACACUCACUCCAGCUGGUCUCCGAAGCAGUUCGAAACUUUUGCCGUGCGGCUACAAUCCUCCUCAGUCGACGGACUCAAUGUUCUCCCAAUCCGUGCUCGUUAUAUCGUACAGUACAAGGACAAUCUGAUAGGAAAGCACUUCAAAGCGCUGCAACAGCUCGCGAUCUUCCAUAUCGACGAGAGCAUGUGUCCUCCGCGCGUGCGCGACCUUUGGAAAGCCACAGGCGAGCUGGGCGCCCUUCUGUGGUUUACCGAGAUCGAAGAUAUGGACCUUUACUUGGCCGAUCUAAACGUUCUAAUUGCUAACAUCCUCGACAUCUGGUCGCUGCUGGACCCCAAACGCAUAUUUGUCAAGCCGAAAUUGCACAUCCUGCUCCAUCUCUUAUUCGACAUUCGUGACCACGGACCGGCUGUGCUAUACGCCACGGAGAUCUUCGAAUGUUUCAAUGCAAUCUUCCGUAUGUGCAGCGUCCUCUCGAACCACCAGGCCCCGAGCCGCGACAUCGCAUGGGCCUGUGCUGACAUGGACCGUUUCAAGCACCAAGUCAGUGGCGGAUGGUGGCCGGAGAAUGCUACAGGGACCUUUGUCCAAGCCGGGGCGCAUGUGCGUCAGUAUUUUGAGAGCCGAGACCUUCAGCGACGCCUGGGAUUUGUGCCGACCACUGUGUCCCUGCCUGGUAAGCUC
Messenger RNA from Rhodofomes roseus, 777 nucleotides. RefSeq lists its product as uncharacterized. The record is from RefSeq and is a predicted model, not a curated record. The transcript has 2 exons. The annotation marks the transcript as partial. Lineage: Eukaryota; Fungi; Basidiomycota; Agaricomycetes; Polyporales; Fomitopsidaceae.